Molecule: messenger RNA, 1854 nt
Organism: Lycium barbarum (goji berry)
Lineage: Eukaryota; Viridiplantae; Streptophyta; Magnoliopsida; Solanales; Solanaceae
Product: protein IQ-domain 26-like
Exons: 4
Coding region: 420-1619 (399 amino acids)
Molecular function (GO): protein binding
Source: RefSeq, a predicted model, not a curated record
UGACUGUCCACUAUUAAUUCAAAAUCCCCGGUUUUGUAGGGAAUUUGAAAAAAAAUUAAAAAAAAAAAAAACUAUAUACCUGCUCAAUUAAAUUUAUUAGGCUGUAAUCUCGAAUUAGUUGGAGUGAUUAUAUAAAUCUUUUCACACUUAUCUUACUUAUUUUUACUCCUUAAUCCUUGUCUUUCCAAAUAUAUAUAUAACAAAAGGGGUACCAUUUUCUUUGUUUUUUCCAAUAUAACUCAUAUUUUCAAGAUCUUCAAUGGCAGAGUUUUCUGAACAAAUCGUUCAAAGUCAAUGAAAAAUCAGCUAGUGAUACGGAGAGCCAUAUCAGAAGGAUCUUUUUUCUAUUAACAUACAUUUUGGGCACGUACAGAACACUAGAGAUCAAAGUUCUAGCAAGCAUUUUUGUUUGUAGAGAAAUGGGGAAAGCUACAAGGUGGUUCAAAGGAUUUCUUGGAAUGAAGAAAGAAAAAGAAAAUGUAGACAACAUGUCGAAUUCAUCAGAAAAGAGAGACAAGAAAAGAUGGAGUUUUGGGAAGUCAUCUAAAGAUUCAACAGGUCGGGUGAACUUUCCAGGGAGUAACACUGAGGUGGAUUCUAAUUGGUUGAGACCUUAUAUGUCUGAGAAUGAGAAAGAGCAAAGUAAGCAUGCAAUUGCAGUGGCUGCCGCCACUGCUGCCGCCGCCGACGCGGCUGUAGCGGCAGCACAGGCGGCCGUGGCAGUGGUGAGAUUGACAAGCCAAGGUAGGGGUACUAUGUUUAAUUGUGAGCGGGAGAAAUGGGCUGCUUCCAAGAUUCAAACUGUUUUUAGGGGUUAUUUGGCCAGAAAAGCACUUAGAGCUCUCAAAGGAUUGGUGAAAUUGCAGGCUUUGGUAAGGGGUUACCUGGUCCGGAAAAGAGCUGCUGCUACUCUUCACAGUAUGCAGGCGCUUAUCAGAGCGCAGGCUUCUGUUCGAUCUCAAAGAGCUCGUCGUUCAAUGACUAAUGACAUUAGACCCGAUAUACGAGCUAGGAGGUCAAUUGAAAGAUUUGAUGAAUAUAGAAAUGAAUUCCACAGCAAGAGGCUUUCAACUUCGAAUGAGACUUCAUAUGAUGGAUUUGAUGAAAGCCCUAAAAUUGUAGAAAUCGACACAUACAGGACCAAAUCCAGGUCGCGUAGAAUGAACAAUCCUUGUAUGUCCGAAUCUGGAGAUGAGCAGUAUUAUCAACCAAUGUCAUCACCACUCCCCUGUCCACUUCCAGCCCGUCUAUCAAUCCCAGAUUGUCGUCAUCUUCGGGAUGUAAACUGGAGUUUUUUGGCAGACGAACAGUGCAAGUUCGCCUCUGCUCAAAGUACCCCUCGCUUUGCAGGUUCUAGACGGUCCAACGCGCCACCUACACCAGCCAAAAGCGUUUGUGGGGACGGAUACUACCGGCCUUAUGCCAACUUUCCUAACUACAUGUCUAACACACAGUCGUUUCAAAAUAAGCUACGGUCCCAUAGUGCACCAAAGCAAAGACCAGAGCCGGGGCCAAAGAAGAGGCUGUCGUUGAACGAAAUUAUGGCAUCAAGAACAAGUUUUAGUGGAGUUAGAAUGCAAAGGUCUUGUUCUCAAGUGCAAGAAGAGUACUGUUUCUGAGAAUUUUUUCUUUUUAGCAACUUUGGCUUUGGGUCAAUUGAAUCAUAGAUAUAAGAUAUGGCUGUAUGGAGAAGAUAAUCUGAAGAGUUAACUUCUCUAGUGCUUAUCCUUCCACAGGAAAUGGUGACAAAUUAGUACUAGGAUAGAAUGGUGUGCUUGUGUAAAUUCUUUGACAGUGUUUUGAUGAAGGAAUCCUUGCUUCUUGAUUGUAUCCAUUGAAAGCUUUUUUAUGAAA